CUUACUGCAAUUGAAAAUCGACUUUCCCACCACUUCUUGGCCCUAGAUACACACUUAGAGGCUCUCAGGAGCAGGUGAGCGCCUGCAGUUUAACUCGCACUGACUGCAUUAACCGCAUUCUCUUUAAAGUUAUAAAACAAUAAACUUUAUAAUCCCAGUUCCGGCUUUAUGACAUUUGGUUGGCAAAUGAAUAGGGUUUUGUCUAUGAAUUAGAUCGUAAAAUCACCCUUAGCACAGACAGAUAGGCUCACUGGCUAUAAAACGUCACGUGGUGCCAUUAAAAUAAGUUUUAUGGUUUUGGGGAGUUGACAUCCAAUAGUUUAUGCCACAUAACAUAUAAUCUAGCAGACGAUGGACUUCAUUUGACUUUUUUCAGACAACAUAUGCGAUAUGGCAUUACAGCUGGCAACUUGUCCCUUAAAGAGGAUUGGCCACCCUUUAAGCACAGGAGCCCCUGUAGAAAACAUACUUUUCCCACUGUGAGGAUUUACCCUAAGUAACGCUACAGGAAUUGGGACAUUCCUUAAUAAAGAAUACAAAGCGAGUCUUGCUUGUAACCCUGGGUCAACCGAAGAGGCCAUUGGAGGAGGAUCGUCACGUGACAGCGUGGUGCCAAUGUUCUCUCUCAGGGUGUCAAGACCCUGUCAGUUUGCGAAAUAAAUUUUGGGAAACAACGAGAUGCAAAAAACGACCUACUACGACAGUUCUGCAAUAUACAGUGGGUACUCAUACCAAGGAGCAAAUGGUUACACUUACAAUGCUAGUCAACAACAAUAUCCGCCUUCUUCUGCUCAAGUGGAAACUGACUACCAUAGACCAGCCUGCUCUUUACAAUCUCCAGCAAGCAAUGUAUCCCAUCAGAAAUCACUUGACAUUAACGAAACUUGUUUGCGGACGAGUAAUCAUUCCACUCAGCCCCAAGUUAUUCCAGAGCAGCAGCCGCAGUCUCAGGCACAUCAAGCGCAAGUGCCUACAGCCCCAGUGUCACCACCCCUGAAUGGCAGCAGCAACUGCAACCAAUCGAACACAAACAAGAACCCCACUAUUUCCUCACCCACUGUGGCCUGCAAGCAAAUUUUUCCAUGGAUGAAAGAAUCCCGUCAAAAUUCCAAGCAGAAAGCCGGCAGUUCCAGUUCAGGCGAGAGUUGUGCUGGAGACAAAAGCCCUCCUGGUCCUUCAUCCUCCAAAAGGGCACGCACAGCCUACACCAGUGCUCAGUUGGUAGAACUGGAAAAGGAAUUCCACUUCAACAGAUAUCUCUGUAGGCCAAGAAGAGUUGAAAUGGCAAAUUUGCUCAACCUCACAGAAAGACAAAUUAAGAUCUGGUUUCAAAACCGCAGGAUGAAGUAUAAAAAGGACCAAAAGGGAAAAGGCAUGAUGACAUCUUCCGGAGGACAGUCCCCCAGCAGAAGUCCAAUUCCAGCACCAACUGCAGGAGGAUAUCUAAACUCUAUGCAUUCUCUGGUCAACAGUGUUCCGUAUGAGCCUCAGUCGCCGCCAUCUUUUAACAAACAUCAUCAAAAUACUUAUGGUAUGCCUCCGUCAUAUCCUGCUCCUCUAAGCAAUUGUCCACCUUCUCAGAAGAGGUAUCCCGGGACAGCUGCUGCUAUUAAUCCUGAAUAUGACACUCACGCUCUUCAAGGCAACGGUACUUACGGAAAUCCGCAUUUACAAGGAAGCCCCGUUUAUGUGGGAGGUAACUAUGUGGAUACCAUGACUAAUUCGGGGCCUUCUAUUUUUGGAUUGACUCAUCUUGCGCAUCCUUCUUCAAACAUGGACUACAGUGGCGCUGGCACUAUGGCCAGUAAUCACCAUCAUGGAACAUGUGAUCCACACCCAACAUAUACAGAUCUUACAUCUCAACAUGCUUCUCAGGGACGAAUUCAGGAAGCACCCAAAUUAACUCAUCUGUAAUAGAUGUGUUGGUUGUGAUUUCCAACAGUAGAUUCACAUUCUUUACGGUCCUCUAUUUUAGUAUGCAUUUUUAUACAUAUAUAUAUAUAUUAUGUGAGGUUGUAGCAAUAUUGGUUGCUUGAAUUGCUCCAUAGCUCUGUUAGUGUUAUAUAAUCUCGAACACCAGCCAAUGAACUUCUCUUUGGAUUACCUGGGAUUCUGGGAUUUAUAUAGGGACUUCUAUCAUUUGUAUUGAAAACAGGGUAUUAUGAACAAAUUUUCUAAAAAUAUAUAAAUGUAAAUUUGUUCGUACUUUUAUGUAUCCCACAGGGAAGCAUUUAAUAGAUUAUAUUGCACUUCUUAUGUUUGUAACAGUAACAAAUAACAGGUGCUUGAAUGGGGCCCUGGAGAGUUAUGAAUAUUUGUAAGUCUUGAAAUGUGUGUAUGCCGGUGAACAUUCAAAUUUAUUUAUUUGUCAAAACUGAAUAUUAUAAGUGUUCUAAAAUAUUAUUUAUCCCCAUCUGUUCAUAUUUAUAUGCAAUUCGUUCCUGGACUGUUCAGGAGGUUGGUUAUUAGCCUUCUAGAUUAAGUCGUUUGGAGGACGGGAAAUUGUAUCCCACAUAAAUGCAAAAUAUUUUAAUGGUACCUUGGUUUCAACAAUAAAAGGGUGAAAAUGUAUAUUCAGUCAAAUACACUAUGCUUUCAAAAAGUAUGGCAGUUAAUAUUGACAAUAUAUAAUCACAAAAAAGUUAAAUUGUGUUUUUGCUACCGAAGUAUAUAGUCUAUGCUGCUCUUUUAUUUAUUAUUUUUAAGAAAAACAAACCAUUUUAUAUACUGAAAAAUCAGUUGUGAAGAAAAUAUUUGUUUGAGGUAUUAAUAAAAUGGUUUGAAAUAAGUUUUGAAAUUCACAAAGCACUGAAGAUGUUGAUGUAUUUCAAAAUGUGGAGCAUUCACUUGCUCAUGUAAUGUAACCAUACCUUUCCUAUAGCUUGCAGCUAAGCUUGUAACGUAAUUUCUAGGUCGAGCUUUCUAGAUUCUCCAGCUGUGUACAUUUAAAUGCCCUUAUACCUGCAAGAAAAUGAUAGCAUCCCCUGUGCUCAUAUUGUUUUAAAACUGGACCUAAGUAAUAACCCGUUUUAUUCAUGCGGAACGUCAGUGAUAGCUAAAUACACAUUUCGCAAGAAAAGACACCAUAAACGUUAUAUGCAUCUACAUUAUAACCUUCUUAAUGGAAUGUUGCUUAAGACACACACACACACACACACACACAUACACACACACACACACACACACACACACACACACACAUACACACACAAAAUGCAUAUAUGAAUGGUUUCGUUUUUAGUGCUGGACUUGGCUUGAUAAGACAAAGGAUACAGUUAAUAAGAACACUAGGGCAUAAGGGCUUAAAUUAAUAAAAAAAUAUAUUUCCUAACAUAUCAGCUAAUUAUUGAUAACUGCGUGUUAUGUAUUUAUUGCACACUGAUUUACAAUUUUCACAUUUUGAAGUUUAGAUAUAAGUAAAGGUUUUUAACCAAAAAAAAAACUGUUAUCUUCCUGCAGUGCAAAGGCUAUCACACAGUAAGAGCUUUGUUGAGUCCUGUUGGGUUCUUCUGAUUCUGCCCCCGCUUAAAAACAUCCAUCACAAAUGGAAAGGCUCAUUUGGCUUCAAUGGUGUAUUCUGAAAGAAACCGUGAAUUAUACUCCCACGUCCUCCCUUAGACUGCCUAACAGAAAAAAAAUGUAACAUCGUUUGGAAACUUCAGAAGCAUAAUAAUUUGCUGUAAACGCAGAAAUCAUUUCUACAAUAAAUUAAUCGCAAUAAACCAC
This is a messenger RNA of Protopterus annectens (West African lungfish), 3726 nucleotides long. It is a transcript of the gene HOXA3, whose product is annotated as homeobox A3. Gene Ontology annotation, biological process: regulation of transcription by RNA polymerase II. Gene Ontology annotation, cellular component: nucleus. Gene Ontology annotation, molecular function: DNA-binding transcription factor activity, RNA polymerase II-specific; RNA polymerase II cis-regulatory region sequence-specific DNA binding. The record is from RefSeq and is a predicted model, not a curated record. The transcript is spliced from 4 exons. The coding region runs from base 679 to 1914 and encodes 411 amino acids. NCBI's taxonomy places the organism in Eukaryota, Metazoa, Chordata, Ceratodontiformes, Protopteridae.